Molecule: messenger RNA, 384 nt
Organism: Aphis gossypii (cotton aphid)
Lineage: Eukaryota; Metazoa; Arthropoda; Insecta; Hemiptera; Aphididae
Product: death-associated inhibitor of apoptosis 2-like
Exons: 4
Coding region: 1-384 (127 amino acids)
Biological process (GO): positive regulation of protein ubiquitination; regulation of cell cycle; negative regulation of apoptotic process
Cellular component (GO): cytoplasm; nucleus
Molecular function (GO): cysteine-type endopeptidase inhibitor activity involved in apoptotic process; ubiquitin protein ligase activity
Source: RefSeq, a predicted model, not a curated record
AUGGAAAGUCGUUUUAUUGAAUUCAUUUCAGUUCAGACAGUUCAGUUAAUAUUCAACCAUCGUUCAAUCAGGUUCUUACGAAACAAUGCAUAUCCUACAUAUCCAGAAUUCACUACAUUUAUAUCAAGAUUGAAAACAUUCAAUUUAUUUCCGUUGACUUCAUCUCAAGAUAAAUACUCAUUAGCUGAAAGCGGUUUUAUAUAUUCAGGGAAAAAAGAUAUUGUUGAAUGUUUUUGCUGCGGUAUUAUAUUGCAUCGUUGGGAAAAAGAAGAUAAUCCAUGGAUUGAACAUUCAAGAUGGAAUCCGAAAUGUGUUUUUGUAUUAUUAUCAAAAGGAAAUCAGUUUGUUGAAAAUGUAGUAAAAAAUAUGGUUCUAUCGAAUUAG